GUUCCUGUGGCAACAGGGAAACUCGCAGCCAUGUGAGUGCCCGCUCUGUCCCUGUCUUGCGCAGCAAGGCCACCACCAGGGCCCCAGCCCAAGCUCCCGCCCAUGGUGCAUCCUGCAGCCUCCAGGGACAGCAGUGCCAGCCCAUGAGGCUCCCAGACCCCACUGAGUGCCGCCCUGAAGGAUGUCCCAGCUCUCCUCCACCCUGAAGCGCUACACAGAAUCGGCCCGCUACACAGAUGUCCCUUAUGCCAAAUCGGGCUAUGGCACCUAUACCCCCUCCUCCUAUGGGGCCAACCUGGCCGCCUCCUUUCUGGAGAAGGAGAAGCUUGGUUUCAAGCCAAGCCCCCCCACGGGCUUCCUCCCCCGUCCCCGCACUUACGGCCCCUCCUCCAUCCUGGACUAUGACCGGGGACGCCCCCUGCUGAGACCUGACAUCAUCGGGGGUAGUAAACGAGCAGAGAGCCAGACCCGGGGCACUGAGCGGUCUUCAGGCAGUGGACUUAGUGGGGGCAGUGGAUUCCCUUACGGAGUGACCAGCAACUCCCUCAGCUACCUGCCUGUGAAUGCUCGUGACCAGGGGGUAACCUUGACCCAGAAGAAAUCGAAUAGCCAAUCAGACCUGGCUCGGGAUUUCUCCAGCCUCCGGACUUCAGAUAGCUACCGGACCUCAGAUGGCUACCGGAUAGACCCCGGGAACCUAGGCUGCAGCCCUAUGCUGGCCCGCACACGCAAGGAGCUCUGUGCCCUGCAGGGGCUCUACCAGGCAGCCAGCCGCUCGGAGUACCUGACGGACUACCUAGAGAACUAUGGUCGCAAGGGCAGUGCACCUCAGGUGCUCACGCAAACCCCUUCCUCACGAGUCCCUGAAGUUCUCAGUCCCACCUUCCGACCCAGUGGCCGCUACACGCUGUGGGAGAAGAGCAAGGGCCAGGCCCCUGGGCCCAGCCGCUCCAGCUCACCAGUACGAGAGGCCUUGAAUUCUAAGAGUGCCCAGGGUCUGGCUGGUCUUCGAAACCUUGGGAACACGUGCUUCAUGAACUCGAUUCUGCAGUGCCUGAGCAACACCCGGGAGCUGAGAGAUUACUGCCUCCAGAGGCUCUAUAUGCGGGACCUCAGCCACACCAGCAAUGCACACACAACCCUCAUGGAAGAGUUUGCAAAACUAAUCCAGACCAUAUGGACUUCAUCCCCCAAUGAUGUGGUGAGCCCUUCUGAGUUCAAGACCCAGAUCCAGAGAUAUGCACCACGCUUCGUUGGUUAUAAUCAGCAGGAUGCUCAGGAGUUCCUCCGCUUUCUUCUGGAUGGGCUCCACAAUGAGGUGAACCGAGUGACAGUGAGGCCUAAGUCCAACCCUGAGAACCUUGAUCAUCUCCCUGAUGAUGAAAAAGGGCGACAGAUGUGGAGGAAAUAUCUAGAACGAGAAGACAGUCGGAUUGGGGAUCUCUUUGUUGGGCAGCUAAAGAGCUCCCUGACAUGUACCGACUGUGGUUACUGCUCUACAGUCUUUGAUCCCUUCUGGGACCUCUCACUGCCCAUUGCUAAGCGAGGUUAUCCUGAGGUAACACUAAUGGACUGCAUGAGGCUUUUCACCAAAGAGGAUGUGCUUGAUGGUGAUGAAAAGCCAACAUGCUGUCGCUGCCGAGCCAGAAAAAGAUGUAUAAAGAAAUUCUCCAUCCAGAGGUUCCCAAAGAUCUUGGUGCUCCACCUGAAGCGGUUCUCAGAAUCCAGGAUACGAACCAGCAAGCUCACAACAUUUGUGAAUUUCCCACUAAGAGACCUGGACUUGAGAGAAUUUGCCUCAGAAAACACCAACCACGCUGUUUACAACCUGUAUGCUGUGUCCAAUCACUCCGGAACCACCAUGGGCGGCCAUUAUACAGCCUACUGCCGAAGUCCAGUGACAGGCGAAUGGCACACUUUCAAUGACUCCAGUGUCACGCCCAUGUCCUCCAGCCAAGUCCGCACCAGCGACGCCUAUUUGCUCUUCUACGAGUUGGCCAGUCCACCCUCCCCAGUCUGUGGGGAGAAGAUCUUCGUCCACCUGCCGUCCUCUCCAGCCCCUGCGCCUCCUGGGAAGACAGCACCCUCUGGAGCCUUCUGGGAGCAUCAUUGCCUGCAUCAUGGCACCGUUGAGGAGCUGGCGCCUGUCUCUACCUGGACCUGCUCACCAGUCCAGAGCAGGAAGCACCCAUGAGCCAAGAGCCCUCUUAACGCUGCUAACUCCAAGGGCACAGGCAAGGGGACAUCUUUGAGGAAAGCUGGUUUGGGUUUUUUUUUAAAGCCCAGAUUUUUUUACUUACCGUAAUGAAAGUGUUCAGACUGGAGACCCUCUCCUCCACACCCCUUCAUAGCUGGCAUGUUGGGCUGGUCCUUUUUGUGUAAUUCUUCAAGUAGAACUUUCCCAGUGCUAGCCCCCUGUGGUGCUAGGCGGGGUUGGCCAGGCCCAAGCACACCACAGUAGACCUGGGAUCUAAACAAGUUUUUGUUUGGGGUUUUUCAUUUUGUUUUGGAUGGAAUCUAGUUGCCUCCAAGAAUUGUGCCUUAUAGCAUUUGGGGACCAGGGGGUAACUGCCCCUCCCUGAAAUAUCCCUCAGUCCCUUCCCUUUUCCCCAGUGCCAUGUUCAAACCCACUGGGGGAAAUAGGGUCCCGCCCUGAGCCCCUGGUACGUUGUGCAUUGCAGUGAGGCUAAGAGGGAAGUAGGUAAAACGAUUUCUUACGAUAGUGUAUCAGUCCUUCCUGUCCGCCACCUCUUACCUACCCUGGUCUACUCCCUAGCUGUUUGAAGGAUAGCACAAGCCCCCUGUCCCUCAAGCUUCUCUCCUUUAAUUUAUUCUCUUUUAACAUCCCUUUCCCCUUGCCUUCCUGCCACCUGCCCCUUCUCAGAGCCUCCUAGACACAGGCCCUCUGGACCGAGUUUCUCAGGGAUGCCCAUGCCACCCCUCAGCUCCUCUUGGUGUUGGCCUUUGGUCCUUCCUUAGGAGCUGGAGCCUGGGUGUCUGGGGACAUCUUGCCUCUGUUGUAUGAUUCCUGGGUUUUGCCCUAAGUUGUUAGACAAAACUCCAUGCCAUCCCAGAGAGCAAAGUUGUUCAGCACUGAGGCAUGGAGCACUGUGCACUUUGCACACUCCACAGCUGGGCCCAGCCUGUGCCCCAGGGAGCCUGGACCAUCCCAGAGCUCCUGGGACCAGGCACUAGAGAAAGACACCCUGAGUUUUACCUGGCCUGACACCCUUUUCUAGGGAAGACCUGUGAAUCUGAGCCCAAGGGCUGGUGUACACUUGUUUACUGUGUAAGCAAGAGUAGAAGAAUGUCUAAUGUACAGUGGAACCUUGUACAGAAUAAAUAAUAGCUUUGAGAAAGAA
This is a messenger RNA of Ictidomys tridecemlineatus (thirteen-lined ground squirrel), 3362 nucleotides long. It is a transcript of the gene Usp2, whose product is annotated as ubiquitin specific peptidase 2. Gene Ontology annotation, molecular function: cysteine-type deubiquitinase activity. The record is from RefSeq and is a predicted model, not a curated record. Lineage: Eukaryota; Metazoa; Chordata; Mammalia; Rodentia; Sciuridae. Gene Ontology annotation, biological process: protein deubiquitination.